AUGCGGGGCAAGUUUUGUGGUGAUCUUGGUGGCCACGGUUGUUUGAGGCUUGGGAAUCCCAGGUCCAAUCCCAGCAAACACUACAGGUGCUUUCAUUUGUUUAAAAUGGCAUCCGACCUUAACUUUGAACUGUCAAAGAAAACUCACAUCUUUCACCUUAAGCCAAAUUCCCAAGUAUCAAAGGAAAUUAAAGAGAUUAAGGUUGACCAAUAUUCAGCCAAAAAUUAUGCUGCUCAUGAUAUUGAUUUCCUUACCCUUGAAGACAAGUUUAGUGAUAAAGAUUCAGACAAGCUUCUUAGCUGUGAAAAGGCCAUGACUGCUGAUAAUAGUAGUCAAUAUGAUUCCUUUACUAAUUUGGAGAAAGAAGGUGUCGCAUGUAAGUCAGGGGAAAAGGGAGGUGCUGGAGCAAUAUAUAAUUCACAUCCAGUGGCAGUUUCUUCCCUUUUGUCAGGUCUUCCUGAGUUUGCUCACCUUGGUUGGAGUCAUUGGUUUACGCUUAGGGACCUUGAAGUUGCAAACAACAGAUUUUCCAAGGAAAAUGUUAUUGGUGAGGGUGGAUAUGGAGUUGUUUAUCGUGGCCGACUGAUAAAUGGCUUUCUUGUUGCUGUUAAAAAAAUCCUCAACAAUAUAUAA
Coffea arabica (coffee) is the source of this 633-nucleotide messenger RNA. RefSeq names its product probable receptor-like protein kinase At5g18500. The record is from RefSeq and is a predicted model, not a curated record. Gene Ontology annotation, molecular function: ATP binding. Lineage: Eukaryota; Viridiplantae; Streptophyta; Magnoliopsida; Gentianales; Rubiaceae.